AUGUCAUCUAGAGAAAUACAAUAUAUUACUUGCUAUGACAAGUUCAGAGUACUUAAACUCCCUUACAAUUAUUCAUAUGAAAAUGCUCGUGCUCGUUCUCCAAGAUUUUCUAUGUAUAUGAUUUUACCUGAGCGACAGUAUGGGCUUGGUCAACUGAUAGCUAAGGUGAGUUCUAAUCCCACUGGUUUUCUGCAAAAGUAUGUCACUGACAAUCAUAGUUUGGUUCCAACUGGAGAAUUCAAGGUUCCGAAGUUCAAAAUCCUUUUUGAUUUUGAAGCACAAAGAGUACUCAAGGAAUUAGGUUUAGUUUUGCCUUUUGAUCCAUCCAAAGCAGAGCUUACGGAGAUGGUGAAUAUUGAAGGUUCCUGUAAGCUUCAUGUUUCGAAAUUUUUUCACAAGUGUUUUGUUGAAGUCGAUGAAGAAGGAACCGAAGCUUCUGCUUCUACUGCUUUUGUGGUAGCGUCUUGGUCCCACGGGCCUCCAAGAGUUACACAACCUCGUGUCGAUUUUGUGGCAGAUCAUCCUUUCAUGUUCAUUAUACGAGAGGAUCAAAGUGGUGUGGUGUUGUUCAUAGGACAUGUCCUUAAUCCUUUGUUAGAUUUGUGA
Molecule: messenger RNA, 606 nt
Organism: Papaver somniferum (opium poppy)
Lineage: Eukaryota; Viridiplantae; Streptophyta; Magnoliopsida; Ranunculales; Papaveraceae
Product: serpin-ZX-like
Exons: 1
Coding region: 1-606 (201 amino acids)
Molecular function (GO): serine-type endopeptidase inhibitor activity
Source: RefSeq, a predicted model, not a curated record